CCAACACAUGGUAGAGAUCAGCAAGUGUGUAUGUUAGAUUUUUAUUUGUGUGUGAGAGAGAGAUUAGGUAUCUAUGAGAGAGGAGAAGUUAGAGAAGGCACAAUUUUCACUACAGUGUGGAUGUAACUUCAGCAUUUUAAUUGACAUUGCGGGUUGUUUCCACAUCCAGACAUGCAGACUGGAAAUGCAGGUUUGUUAGUCUUGUUGAUUCGCCUUUGCCUUUUGACUUCAGGCACUCUGACAAAAGCAGUGGACAACACAGAGGGAAAUGAGGCAGCUUCAGAGAAACUCAUCCGUCACUCCCACUCUCUGUGUGCUGGUGAACAAGAGUAUGUUGACAGGAGGAAAAUUGUAGUUCUGGAGUCACUCAACAGCCUGGGAAUCAACUGUACUGCUGAUUCUAUUCCCCACAUUGCUCUUCUGGCGUCAGGUGGGGGUCAGAGGGCAGCUGUGGGUCUGGUGGGUUUUCUCUAUCAGAUGGAAAAGGAAGGUCUGCUGGACACUCUGCUCUACCUGGGAGGAGUUUCUGGGUCAACAUGGUCCAUGUCCUCCCUGUACAGUGACCCGCAGUGGAGCAACAACAUGGACAGAGCAGUGUCAAGGUUAUCAGGUCCUGGGGUCGAGCUGGAGCAGGUUCUGGCCUGGUUGGGUGACAGGGCAAAAGAGGAGCACUUCUCUCUCGCUGAUAUCUGGGCUGUUCUAACUUCUGCUGUGAUCAUGAAACAGAUGGACCUGCGGCAUCUUUCAAAUGAGGCCAGUAGGAAUGCCACAAACCCUUACCCCAUUUAUAGUGCCAUCGAGAAGAAAUGCUUUUCAGACGGGCCUAUAGAAGGGAAAUGGUUUGAGGUGAGCCCUCAUGAAGCUGGAUUCACAGAGAUGGGUCUCUUUGUUGAAACAUCUCUUUUGGGCAGCAAAUUCCAAAGUGGAGAGCUGCUAGAGGUGACCCCAGAGAUGGACAUGGUAAGACUACAAGGUAUUCUAGGUUGUGCUUUGGCUCAUGAGGAGGUUAUCAGAGAAUUCAUCCCUCCCUGGCUGAAUGUGCCUGGGCAAGUAGACAGUGCUGCUGAGGAAUACCUGCGCAUAUACAGAACCAUUGAUAAACUGGUGGUCCUGACCAGAAGUACCAUUAAUGAUCCUACUGCUCUGUCUGAACUGAAUAAACUGCAGAAAACACUAACAGACAAGGUAACUCUGAAUGAGUCUGCCUUGCUUGAGUCCAAGAGUUUGGAGGAAAGAAAAAGUAUUUUUCAGCAGUGGAGUCUGGAGCUGCUGGCAGCAGUAGAGACCUGGAGCCAAAGUCUGGAGGAUGGAGCUUUCAAAACACAUGUGUCUCUGCUUACUAAGCAAGUUCUUCCCCUGAUUUUGAAAUGGGAGUGGGGAACUACAAAAAACUUCCUGUACCAAUAUCAAGGUCUCACCAUUCCACCUUGCCUUCAAUCUAAAGAAAAAUUACAUCUGGUGGAUGCUGGGCUGUUGAUUAAUGUAGCGUACCCUCCAUUUCUGGGGGACAAGAGAGACAUUGACCUCAUGAUUGCACCAGAGUUCAGCGCUGGAAACAUGUUUGAGACUCUGACUCUUGCCAGAGACUAUGCAACUGAAGUGAGGAAGCCUUUCCCAGAGAUAGACAACAAAAUCCUGGAGGAGAGAGACUGGCCAAAGGACUGCUACGUGUUCGAGGGAAAAGAGAAGGAGCCCACGAUCAUUUACAUGCCACUCUUCAACAGACAGAACUGCAAAGAUGCAGAGGAGUUCAAAGCAAGGAUGGAGGAGUUCUCCACCUUCCAGUAUGCCUUCAGCCAGGAGAAGAUUGAGUUUAUGUUAGAGACGGUGAAAGCUAACAUGAAGAACAACAAGGAUACUCUGGUGAGAGAGAUAAAUAAGGCCGCUCUACGCAGACAGAAUAAGAGGAAGUCAUUGCAACACUAAAGCUUUGAUUCUAAUCUUUUUUGGUUUGGCAUGAACUGAACCACUCUGUGGUUUCAUAAUGAUUAUAAAUCAGACUCUGACUUUAGAGUCUCAGUUCUCAGACAGACCCAGCCACAUGAGCAAUACAUAAUCAUGUAAUGCAUGCAAGAAAGAAGCUAGUCUUUUUUACUACUUUAAAUAUCAAUUACAUAUGUGACAGCAUGUAUCUUAUUUAGGUUUGAGUAUUUGUAUUUUUUUUGUUUUAAGUCAGAGCCUAAAUUCCCAUGAAGAGAAAUCUCAGUGUUACAGCAGUUUAGACAGUUCUCUGAUUCUGGCUUUGUGACCAUGGUUUGUUUCAACCUGUUGUUUCAACAAGAUAACGCCCUCUUACGCUAAUCCAGCUUCAUAAAGAAAAGUUUUUCCCUGUUGAGUGUUGAAGAACUCAACCCCACCCAGUGCCUUUAAGAUCAAAUAGAACAUCAAUUGUGAACUAGGCCUUAUCACCCAACGUGAGUGCCUGACCUCACUAACAUUUACAGUGGAUUACUUUUUUGUCACUUUUGUGUUGGUUAGUAAUGAAUAUUGUGUAUGAAUAGUAAAGUCCCUGUCAAACUCAAAAAU
Lates calcarifer (barramundi perch) is the source of this 2526-nucleotide messenger RNA. Its product is annotated as cytosolic phospholipase A2 gamma. Bases 172 to 1926 code for a protein of 584 amino acids. NCBI's taxonomy places the organism in Eukaryota, Metazoa, Chordata, Actinopteri, Centropomidae. Gene Ontology annotation, molecular function: calcium ion binding; calcium-dependent phospholipid binding. The record is from RefSeq and is a predicted model, not a curated record. Gene Ontology annotation, cellular component: cytosol; nucleoplasm; nuclear envelope. Gene Ontology annotation, biological process: glycerophospholipid catabolic process. The transcript is spliced from 14 exons.